AUGGCUCAAUUCCCCUGCUGUAGAGUUGGCUUUUUCGCUCAUCUUCCUCUGGACUACAUACAGAUUUGUGACAACGAGGAAGAGCAAGAACAACCAGGGGAGUUGGGAUUGCCGCCAGGGCCAAGGCCAUGGCCAGUGAUAGGCAAUCUCCAUCUUUUGGUAAGUCUUCCUCACAAGUCUCUGGCUGAACCCAUCAUGUUCCUCCGCUUGGGCUCUGUACCCACGGUUGUGGCCUCUUCCCCUGCCAUGGCCGAAGAAUUCCUUAAAACCCAUGAGCUGAUCUUCGCUAAUAGGCCAACUUCAGCGAUGGGCAAGUACCUGGCCUACGAGCGUAGAGACAUGGCGCAAGCCCCUUACUGGUGGCAGAUGAAAAAGCUGUGCACAAUCGAAUUACUGACGGCCAAGAGAACGGAGUCAUUCAGAUGGGUAAGAGAGGAAGAGGUGUCUGCCAUGGUGAGAUCUGUGUGGGAGGAGAGCAAGAAGAUCAUCCGCUACGUCGAACUGCGGAAGCCCAUCUACUCCGUCUCAUUCAAUAUAGUGUGCAGAAUGUUUGCAGGAAAAAGUUACUGCGACCAUCAUCUGAGCGGAGGGCAGGGGUUUUUACAGAUGCUGGGUGAGAUUAUGCAUCUCGCAGGAGUAGUUGUUCUUGGAGACUUCAUUCCCUCUCUUACCUUUCUCGAUUGGCGAGGCCACCGCCGCCGCAUGAAGGCCGUUCAUAAAGUAUUCGAUGCGUUUGCUGAGAAGCUCAUCGAUGAGCAGAGCGGAGAAGGGCGAAAAAAAACAUCUGCUACACCUGUAGAAUGGGUAAUGACUGAGCUGCUGAGAAACCCUAAAGUAAUGGCAAGGGCGCAGCAGGAUAUUGAAUUGGAGGUUGGGAGAGAUCGUAUUGUAAGGGAGAGUGAUCUUGUAAAUUCAGACUACUUGCGAUGUGUGGUGAAGGAAACAUUUCGAUUACAUCCACCAGGCCCCUUGCUCGUGCCACACGAAUCCACUGAGGGUUGCAAUGUGGGAGGAUACUACAUUCCACCAAAAACAAGGUUAUUUGUGAAUGCAUGGGCAAUGGGGAGGGAUGAAAGCGUUUGGGAAGAUGCUGCCAGCUUGAUUUUAUGGAAUGAAAAGGAGAAGGAAGUGAAGAAUUUGAGUCUUGUGAAGAGUUGCAGUGCUGAGAAGAAGGUUGCAGAGGUUAUACCAGAUGAUGGUGCGGAUUUGAAGAAGGAUCUUGUGGAUGGAUCUGUUAGCAAGGUGGUACCGAAUGGUAGUAAGGUUAGAGUUAUGGUAGCAAACAAGAUGAAUUAUAGUGGAAGAACUAGAUCUGAUUUGCAGAAGAAAGAGGGUGGUAAUAAGAGAGAGAGUACCAGUGUUAAGCAUGGGGAGAGAGGAGAAGUGUAA
This is a messenger RNA of Cryptomeria japonica (Japanese cedar), 1389 nucleotides long. RefSeq names its product cytochrome P450 750A1-like. Gene Ontology annotation, molecular function: monooxygenase activity; iron ion binding; heme binding. The coding region runs from base 1 to 1389 and encodes 462 amino acids. The transcript is spliced from 3 exons. The record is from RefSeq and is a predicted model, not a curated record. NCBI's taxonomy places the organism in Eukaryota, Viridiplantae, Streptophyta, Pinopsida, Cupressales, Cupressaceae.